AUGGCUUCAAUAUGUCUCUCUUCACACCUGACAACCAAAACGCCCCAACAGCUUCUCUUUCAUAAGCCAUUUGUCCACGCUUCCUGGGGCGGACAUUUCUCCGACAAAUAUAAUUAUCGCAAUUUACUUUGUCUUUCCUUCUCUCUCUCUCUCUCUCUCUCUCAGUAUAUCUAUCUAUCUAUCUAUCUAUCUAUAUCUAUCUAUCUAUCUAUCUAUCUAUCUAUGCGUGCCUCGAUAAUUAUGCACGUCUAUCUAUCUAUCUAUCUAUCUAUCUAUCUAUCUAUCUAUCUAUCUAUCUAUCUAUCUAUCAAACAGGAUUUUGAAUGUAAUGCAACCUUCCAGCUCUCAGAUUUCAGUCUAUCUAUCUAUCAGGUAUAUAUUCUCUCUUUUUCUUUCUCUUUUGUUAAUACUUCUGUUUUCUUUCUUUCUUUCUUUCUUUCUUUCUUUCUUUCUUUCUUUCUUUCUUUCUUUCUACUUUACCAUUUGUCACCGAUACUCGCGACUAAUUUUCAUCUUUGCCUGAUUUCUUACUCUCCACAGCGACACCAGCCGCCGAUCCGGCACUUUGACGCGAAACCUAACACUGACUGA
Molecule: messenger RNA, 591 nt
Organism: Acanthosepion pharaonis
Lineage: Eukaryota; Metazoa; Mollusca; Cephalopoda; Sepiida; Sepiidae
Source: the annotation of a GenBank genome assembly